Molecule: messenger RNA, 1590 nt
Organism: Penicillium subrubescens
Lineage: Eukaryota; Fungi; Ascomycota; Eurotiomycetes; Eurotiales; Aspergillaceae
Exons: 9
Coding region: 1-1590 (529 amino acids)
Biological process (GO): transmembrane transport; carbohydrate transport
Cellular component (GO): membrane
Molecular function (GO): carbohydrate:proton symporter activity
Source: RefSeq, a predicted model, not a curated record
AUGUCCAUCAUGGAUGAUAGCACCCGUUCUGCGAGGUCCAUGGUGACACCAAUGCUUCUAUUCUCUUGUUUCUGCCUUCUUGUCGGAGAUGUUCUUUUUGGUUAUGACACAAGCAGCUUUGGUGGAAUACUCGCAAAUCCUGUCCUCAUCUCGCUUCAGGGAUUUGUCAAUCAAUUUGGCACUUAUAGUCACAAAACUGGAAGAUACGCCAUCGACUCCCUCCAUACAUCCCUUCUCUCAUCGUUAGCAUUUAUUGGCAAGUUUGCUGGAUGUUUCUUUGCUGGCCCAGCAAUUGAGAAGUAUGGCCACCGUACAGUAUUCUUCGGCCUAUCGACAAUUUCUGUGAUUGGCAUAAUUAUCGAGAUAACCUCCGCUGGGACUGGGGUGGGAACAGGACGUCUUGCGCAGUUUGUUGUUGGCCGGAUAGUCGUCUAUAUCUCGGUUGGUUUAGUAGAAGUCAAUGUGACUACUUACCAGUCUGAGAUUGUCCCAGCAUCUUUUAGAGGGCUUGUCGUCGUCUCUUUGCAAUUAUUUCUCGCGGCAGGUUCAAUUAUUGCCUCGGUCGUCAACAAGGCCUUUUCUACAACAACGGCCUCUCUUGGUUGGAAGACUAUUACGGGUAUCCAAUUUGUAUUCCCAGUUUUGAUUAUCAUCGUCACAUUCUUCAUUCCCACAUCUCCUCGGUGGCAUCUGUCCAAAGACCGUCACGAGGAAGCCCUGGCCUCUUUACGUCAGCUGAGACCCAAAUCGGAUGCUACAAAUGGAAACUGUGAACUGGAGAUUCAAUCAAUCCGCGAGGCUCUGCAGGAGAACGUACACAAGGCUCCGUGGUCCGAUCUCUUCAGUGGCGGCAAUCUUCGCAGGACCGUGCUUGUCACCGUGUACUACUUCUUUCAACAGACGACUGGUCAAGCUUUUGUCUCCACAUACUCCGUGGUAUUUUAUCAAACAAACGGAUAUGCGGAGCAAGCCUUCACCUAUCCCAUCAUUGCCGCUUGCCUCGGCUUCCUUGCUGUUUUGCCAUGCAUGUACAUGGUUGACAAACUCGGUCGUCGUUUCAGUCUCAUGGUCUCGUUCUUCUUUCAGACUUUCUGGAUGUACAUGCUGGCCGGGCUAGGCGAGAAAUCCCACAAUUAUCCAACGGAGAAGAACACCGUCGUCGCAGCCUUCAUGCUUUUUGGUGUCUUCUACAACAUGGGUGGUGGCCCUGUUCCCUACCUCCUCGGGGCGGAGAUUCCAAACGCUGCUGUUCGUGAGAAAACACAAGCCAUUGGCACUUCUUGGAAUGUUAUUUGGGCCUUUGUGACAAACUUUGCUAUUCCAUAUAUGAUAAACGGCAUCCAUUUUAAGGUUGGCUGGGUGUUCGGUAGCCUUUCAUUGUUGGCUCUAAUCUUUACAUUUUUCUUUCUUCCAGAGACCAAGGGCCGAGGGCUCGAAGAAAUUGAUGCUGUCUUUGCAGCGCCAUUUAAUCCAUUCCGGCAAACUUACAAUCAUGUCUCGGAGGCGGCAUGGCGAUCUCAAUUCAUUGAGGGCAAUCCUUCUGAUGUUCCGGAAUUGAUUGGGAAGGAACCGCGGAAGAGCUUCGCUUAA